AGCCUGUCCACUCUGCUCGUCACCAGCGUCUGCGUCACCUCAUUCUCGACAAAGAAUUUCGCCAUCGAAAACGACACGUGAAUUCCUGGUCCAUUCUUCCACCACCGCGCUGCUGGAGGGCAUACAACCAUUCACUUGCGCGAAGUUACCUGCAGCGGACGAGCCCGUUGUCUUCUGCAGUAGAGCGCAUCUUUCGGCAGACCAGCUCUUCUUCCUCUUUCUCACAUCCUCCUCGCCAUCAACCCCACCACCUCCACCAACCUACCUACCACCCACCGACCCAGCCACCACCGAACGAUCCCUCACCACGACAGCACUGCGCGACAUUGCCCAGCAUGUCACAAGCAGGCGCCAACUCGGCCAAGCAGCCACCUCCGCCUAUGCCCACAUCCAAGGACGAUGUUGUCGGCACAUGGAACUAUUUGCAGUGGGGUGUGGAACAGAUCAUGUACAGCCUGAGUGAUGGCGUCGACCUCCGGACAUACAUGUCCCUCUACACCUCCAUCCACAACUUCUGCACAGCACAAAAAGCCGCCGGCUCAGCGAACAGCCACCUCAACUCGAACCACCGCGGCGCGCACCUCCUCGGAGAAGACCUCUACCAUCGCCUCAACGAUUACCUCAAGCGCCACCUCGCAGGCGUCCACGCCGAGAUGGUCCUGCACGCUGAUGAAGCACUCCUCACAUUCUACAUCAAGGAGUGGAAGCGAUACACACAAGCCGGCAUGUACAACAACCAUCUGUUCCGGUAUCUGAACCGUCACUGGGUGAAGCGUGAGAUGGAUGAGGGUAAAAAGGACGUGUACGACAUCUACACUCUGCAUUUGGUGCGGUGGAAGGAGGACAUGUUCGGAUCAACACAAAAUGCGGUCAUGGACGCUGUCCUGCGUUUGGUGGAGAAGCAGCGCAAUGGUGAGACUAUCGAGCAGUCAAAGAUCAAGGAUGUGGUUCAGUCUUUUGUCUCACUCGGCAUCGACGAGUCGGACAGCACCAAGACUACACUCGACGUCUACCGCCAGUACUUUGAGAAGCCGUACCUCGAGGCGACAUCGGCGUACUACGAGAAAGAGUCGUCGCAGUUCCUCGCGGAGAAUUCGGUGGUGGACUACAUGAAGAAGGCGGAGCGUAGGCUGGACGAGGAGAAGGAGCGGGUGCCACUCUACCUGCUGCCUGAGAUUCUGACUCCGCUGAUGAAGUGCUGCGAGCAAGCUCUGAUCGCGAAGCAUGCUGUCACUCUGCGAGACGAGUUCCAGGUCUUGCUCGACAACGAUCGUGAAGCUGAUAUGGCGCGCAUGUACAAGCUGCUGGCUAGGAUUCCCGAGGGCCUCGAUCCUCUGCGCACUCGAUUCGAGAGCCACGUUCGUCAAGCUGGUCUCCUCGCGGUGGAGAAGAUUGACGAUGCAAAGGACGGCCUGGAUCCAAAGGCCUACAUCGACGCGCUGCUCGAAGUGCACACGCAGUACGCCGCUCUGGUGCAGAACGCAUUCAACGGCGAGUCGGAAUUUGUGCGCUCGCUCGACAAUGCUUGCCGCGAAUAUGUCAACCGCAACAAGGUCUGCGCGAAGAAUCCCAACCGGUCGCCUGAAGUCCUCGCCAAGCACGCCGACAAUGUUCUCAAGCGCUCGACGAAGGCCACCGAGGAGGACGACAUGGAGAAGACGCUCGACCAGGUGAUGACCAUCUUCAAGUACGUUGAAGACAAGGACGUCUUCCAGAAGUUCUACUCCCGCCACCUUGCAAAGCGCCUGGUCAACACCACCUCUGCCUCUCCCGACGCUGAGACUUCGAUGAUCGCCAAGCUCAAGGAUGCUUCUGGAUUCGAAUACACCAACAAGUUACAGCGCAUGUUCCAGGAUAUGCAGACAUCUAGAGAUCUCAACGACGCAUUCGAGGUAUGGCGGAAUGCGAGUGCUGGUGAGAGGGACCCAAAGGAGGAGGUCGACGCCAACUACCAGAUUCUCGGAACCGGGUUCUGGCCUCUUCAGCCGCCUGUCACCCCCUUCGCGCCUCCUGCCGUCAUCAACAAGACCUACGAGCGCUUCACGAAUUUCUACCAAAGCAAGCACGGUGGUCGCAAACUGACAUGGUUGUGGCAUCUCUGCAAGGGCGAGAUGCGCGCCAACUUUGUCAAGCUGAACAAGGUCCCCUACACGCUUCAGGUCUCCACGUACCAGAUGGCUAUCCUCCUCUUGUUCAACGACUCCGAUACUGUGGCAUACGACGACAUCGCUGAAGCGACCUCGCUGGUCAAGGAGACUCUCGACCCGUCCAUCGGCAUCAUGCUCAAGGCGAAGCUCCUGAUUGCCAAGCCAGACAAUGCGCCUUAUUCGAGCGGCGCUACCUUCACUCUCAACCAUGCUUUCAAGCAUAAGAAGAUCAAGGUCAACCUCAACGUCAUGAUCAAGGCUGAGCAGAAGCAGGAGGCUGAGGAUACCCACAAGACGAUCGAGGAGGACCGCAAGAUGCUCAUGCAGUCCGCCAUCGUCCGCAUCAUGAAGUCUCGCAAGAUCAUGAAACACAACGAGCUGGUGUCCGAGACCAUCGCCCAGAUCAAAAACCGCUUCUCGCCCAAGGUCUCCGACAUCAAGAAGUGCAUCGACAUCCUGCUCGAGAAGGAGUACCUGGAGCGUCUGGACGGUGGCGAUCUCGGCUACCUUGCUUAG
Messenger RNA from Zymoseptoria tritici IPO323, 2663 nucleotides. RefSeq lists its product as uncharacterized. Gene Ontology annotation, cellular component: SCF ubiquitin ligase complex. NCBI's taxonomy places the organism in Eukaryota, Fungi, Ascomycota, Dothideomycetes, Mycosphaerellales, Mycosphaerellaceae. Gene Ontology annotation, molecular function: ubiquitin protein ligase binding. The record is from RefSeq and is a predicted model, not a curated record. The transcript has 2 exons. Gene Ontology annotation, biological process: SCF-dependent proteasomal ubiquitin-dependent protein catabolic process; protein ubiquitination. Bases 336 to 2663 code for a protein of 775 amino acids.